Molecule: messenger RNA, 564 nt
Organism: [Torrubiella] hemipterigena
Lineage: Eukaryota; Fungi; Ascomycota; Sordariomycetes; Hypocreales; Clavicipitaceae
Source: the annotation of a GenBank genome assembly
AUGAAGGUCUUCGACAACACAGUCACCUACGAUUACUCGUGGGACGAGGUUUCCACGGCCAACUGGCGCAAGUAUGGCCCGUGGAACAACAAGUCCGAGCACGUCAUUGCCGUCGACACCCUCUCCCGCUCUGUCGACCCUGAUACCGGCAUCCUUCGCACCGAGCGUCUUAUUACCUGCAGACAGUCUGCCCCCCAAUGGCUGCAGUCCAUCAUGGGCUCCAUGGAGGAGAGCUUCGUCUACGAGGCUAGCUACGUUGACCCUGCCAACCGCACCGUCACCAUGGUCAGCCAGAACUUGACCUGGAGCAACCUCGUCAACGUUCAGGAGGAGGUCAUCUACAAGCCCUUCGGUGACAACGGCCAGCAGACGCAGUUUGUUCAGAGCGCUCGCAUUACCGCCCUCUGCGGCGGCUGGCAGCGCAUCAAGAACAAGAUUGAGGAUACUCUGGUUACUCGCUUCAAGGAGAACGCUCUCAAGGGCAAGGAGGGCUUCGAGCGUGUUCUUGAGAUGAGCCGCAUCGUCUUUGCCGAAGAACGCGCCCGCCAGAACGCCCUCGCUUAA